Messenger RNA from Leptinotarsa decemlineata (Colorado potato beetle), 765 nucleotides. RefSeq names its product Ribosomal protein S8 (gene RpS8). Gene Ontology annotation, molecular function: structural constituent of ribosome. The record is from RefSeq and is a predicted model, not a curated record. NCBI's taxonomy places the organism in Eukaryota, Metazoa, Arthropoda, Insecta, Coleoptera, Chrysomelidae. Gene Ontology annotation, cellular component: ribosome. Gene Ontology annotation, biological process: translation.
UAUGUUGGCUACCAUGAAUGUCGGUAAAGUAGUUUGAGCGGAUGCACAAUUUGUUUUGACGUUGGUAACUUCCUUCUAGUCUUUUAGUUGUUUCAUCCAGAAUGGGUAUCAGCCGAGAUCACUGGCAUAAACGAAGAUCAACCGGAGGCAAAAGGAAGCCUCUGCGUAAGAAGAGGAAGUUUGAAUUAGGUCGCCCCGCAGCUAGUACUAAACUAGGACCUCGCAGGAUCCACUAUGUUCGUACCAGAGGUGGUAAUUUGAAAUAUAGGGCUCUAAGGCUCGACACUGGAAAUUUUGCCUGGGGUAGUGAAGGAACUGCGAGAAAAACCCGUAUUAUUGAUGUUGUCUACAAUGCUAGCAACAAUGAGUUGGUGCGUACCAAAACAUUAGUGAAGAAUGCAAUAGUUGUUGUAGAUGCCACUCCAUUCAGAAUGUGGUAUGAGAAUCAUUACAUCCUGCCUUUGGGUCGCAAGAAGGGAGCCAAACUGACUGCCGAAGAAGAGGCUCUUUUAGCGAAGAAACGUAGUAAGAAAGUACAAAAGAAGUACGAAACUCGUCAGAAGACUUCUAAAGUAGAACCUGCUAUCGAAGAGCAAUUCACAACUGGAAGGUUGUUGGCUUGCUUGGCGUCUCGACCAGGACAGUGUGGAAGGGCAGAUGGCUACAUUUUAGAAGGAAAAGAAUUAGAGUUCUACAUCAGGAAAAUUAAAUCUAAGAAAGCAAAGUAAAUUGUUAUGAGGUGACAAUAAAAGGUUGACGUCUAUA